Didymodactylos carnosus is the source of this 888-nucleotide messenger RNA. Lineage: Eukaryota; Metazoa; Rotifera; Eurotatoria; Philodinida; Philodinidae. The record is from the annotation of a GenBank genome assembly.
AUGUGUCCGUCAGGUAUCUGGCACCCAGUCGGAACCACAGUUGCUGGUUCAGCUAGUGGCGUUUCCGGUGCGACGGCAUCAACAUUGAACGGGCCAUUUGACGUCGUCGUAGAUUCUGCGUUCAAUGUUUACGUGUCGGAUUUCUGGAAUGAUCGUGUGAUGAAAUGGCCCCAGGGCAGUGUGAAUGGGACAACGAUUGGUCCCCAGUCUGGCUAUGGUACGGGCACAGACACAAACCAUUUAGAUACGGCCACAGCACUGUGUUUCGAUUCGACAGAAUCGAAUUUGUACAUAUCGGAUACAUACAACUGCCGUAUCCUCAAAUGGAAUGUGGCUACAAACAAUAUUACUAUUGUUGUCGGUGGGACAGGAUGUGGUACUGCUCUGAACAAGUUCGAGUGGUCUGAUGGACUCUAUGUCGAUCGAUUUGAUUAUCUUUAUCUGUCGGAUUAUGUAAACGAUCGUGUACUGAAAUUUCCACCCAACUCAAAUUCGUCUACAAUGGGUACCGUAGUUGCUGGAACCGGUACGGCGGGUUCGGCGUCCGAUCAACUCAACACACCAUGGGGCAUCUAUGUCGAUGAAUCUGAUAACGAUGCAUUAUAUGUCGUGGAUUACGCGAAUCAUCGUGUUCAGAAAUGGCUUCCAAAUGCCACAAACGGGACAACCGUUGCAGGAGGUAAUGGUGCCGGCUCGCUGUACAGUCAAUUGUAUUAUCCAAAGCACAUUUUUGUUGACUCAUUCGGAACGAUCUACAUUAGUGAUUAUAGCAAUAAUAGAAUAUGGAGUGUCAUCGACGCAACUGAACGGCCCAACUGGAAUCCGAUUCGACACCAGUGGGAACCUGUACGUCGCCGAUUACUCGAACCAACGGGUUCAACGAUUUAA